This is a messenger RNA of Paramecium octaurelia, 1119 nucleotides long. Lineage: Eukaryota; Ciliophora; Oligohymenophorea; Peniculida; Parameciidae. The record is from the annotation of a GenBank genome assembly.
AUGGACGAUUCAGAUUCUCAAAUUAACAAUCCUCUAAGCAAUAGUCAUGUCUCGAAUUUUGAAUAAGAAUAAUUGAUACGUUUAGAAGAAUCAGACUGCGAUUUCGAAUGUUCUUAAAACCCAAUGUUAACAGAGGAAGAGAAUAAUGAAAAGUCUGUUGUAAAUAGUAAGAUCAUCUAGAAUUCAUGUAAAAAUAUAAAUAUCUCAGAGUCUUCUAACCAAAUCAAUAAGAAGAGUUAGUUUGGAUCAUUUUUGACCUCUUAACAGUUAGAAUCACAAUAAUACAAAAUAUCAAUUUAGUAAGUUGAUUCACGCAUAGGUAAUCCUUCAGGAGAAGAAGAGAUUCAUGAGAAUUUGAGAAUUGUAAAUGAGAAAUUACAAGAACUAGAUCUUAAAGUAAAUUGUUAAACAAAGGAAAUCCAAGAAAUUCAAAGUAAAUAAUUAUGCGAAUUUAGAAACUUAUAAUUAAACAAAAGAGGAAUUACAACAAUUGAAAUCUGAUAAUGAAAAUUAUAAGAAGGACAAUAUGGAGAUAAGAUUAGAGUUGUAAAGUUAUGAAAGUCAAAUUAAAAAGGUCUAGCAUUUAUUAUCAUUGUUGAUCUAAGAGAAAUAAUUAAAUGGCUAUGACCAUCCUAUUCAAAUCUAGAAUAAAAGAUCUAAGACAACAAUUGAAUUAAGCAAAGAAAUGAUGAAUAAUUCCCAUACAUAACAAAAACAAAAGCAAACUGAUAGUAAUGGUUCUCCAACUAAAUAAUGUGAAACCCCAUUGUCCUAAUAAUAGGCAGCCUUUCUUUUAAAUAGCUCUAAAAGUUACUACAAUAAACCUCAAGUCUAAUUAUUUAAUGCCAAUUAAUUAGCGGCUUUGCUUAAAUUACGUAUCUAUAAUUUUAAUAAAAGCUCUAAAUCGAAAAGAUGAGGAGAGAAAGGAUAUUCAACAAAAAUCUGCUGGGAAAGACUAUAACUAUUUGUUUCAUAAACCAACAAAGUAUAGCUGUAAGAUUUCAUUAAGAUUAUAGCAAUAAAUCUGAAUCAAGUAAAAGGAUAAGGAGUUCAGCCAUCCUAUUCAUUUCUUAGCGUUUCUAUGACAAAAUGAUGAUGGAUUUAAAAAUACUAUUUAUU